This is a messenger RNA of Tripterygium wilfordii, 2062 nucleotides long. Its product is annotated as BEL1-like homeodomain protein 8. The transcript is spliced from 5 exons. Bases 201 to 1910 code for a protein of 569 amino acids. The record is from RefSeq and is a predicted model, not a curated record. Gene Ontology annotation, molecular function: RNA polymerase II cis-regulatory region sequence-specific DNA binding; DNA-binding transcription factor activity, RNA polymerase II-specific. Gene Ontology annotation, biological process: regulation of transcription by RNA polymerase II. Lineage: Eukaryota; Viridiplantae; Streptophyta; Magnoliopsida; Celastrales; Celastraceae.
UCAAUUAUUGUUCUCCACCCAGUUUCCAUCUCUGUAGUCCAUUCCCACCAUGUCCAAACCGUAAUUGCUCCUGAUUCUCUGGUAGGCGGCUCGGUCUCCAAUUCUGGAUCUCUAUACCCUAUCGGCCGUUUGGAGUAUUAAGGAUUAAGACUUGCAGGGCGUGAACAGAUUGGUUUGACGGGCAGCUUUGGUAAAAAAAUAUGUCGGUCCAUAAUUUGGAGGCCAAUCCAGAUCGAAUUAGUGUUAGGAAUGCAAAUUUUCUUUAUACUCCAACUUUGUAUCCAUCGGAAAUGCUGAAUUUCGCUUCAAAAUCUAAUCCGAGGGAAGCUGCUUUUGGUGGUUGGAGAAGCCUUGAUCCCCAUCAAAACAAUGAUAAUUGGAUGGCAGUGAAUUAUGCAGCUGAUCAGUCAUCAUCUCUAGGUAGAGAGAUUGACCACAAACCUAAUUUUGGUUACGAUGAAGAUGAUGCUGUUACUUUGGCUUCCUACGGAACACAAGGGCUAGACCUGGCUUCUUAUCAAGAAAGGCUCAAGGAAAUUUAUGGUCAAGGACAGGGACUGGUUCUUCUUCCUGAAUCCUCCAUGGCGAAUGAUGAUCAUGCUAGUAUUGCUUCUCAGGCGUUAUCUCUCUCUCUUUCGUCGAAUCCGCCGCGUAAUUUGCAUGAAUCACAACUUGCUGAGGCUUAUCAUUAUGAUUAUUCCAAAUCUGUCAAGUCCGGAAGAUCCUUUAAUGGUACUGGUCCUCUAGGGCCUUUUACUGGGUAUGCUACGAUUUUGAAGAGUUCAAGAUUCUUGAAGCCAGCGCAAGAGAUUUUGAAUGAGUUUUGUAAUAUUAACAUUGAUGGUUCAAGAGUGAUGCUCAUGGAACAAUCAGAAGAUCAUGCAAGUAUUUCAGCUUCAAUUGCAUUGGAGAUGGCCGAAAGAGAAGCUAAGGCAGUGGGUUGUGAGGAUCCUCACAAGGUGGAUUUUCAACAAAACAAGGCCAAACUUCAAUACCUGCAGGAGGAGGUAUGCAGAAUGUAUAAGCAAUAUCAUCAGCAGAUGCAAAUGGUGGUUUCAUCAUUUGAAGCCGUGGUGGGUCUUAGUGAUGCCACACCAUACGUUUCAUUUGCAUUGAAGAAGGUUUCGAAUGAUUUUUCGUCUAUCAAGAAUGCUAUCUCGGAUCAUGUGAAGCUUCUUAUUGAUGGCUUGGGGGAGGAGUUUCCAUCCACAACCACAGGUACUAGCAGUAGCAAAAGUGAUACGAGUUUUUCACGGGUAAAAUACAUGAACCAAAGCAACGCAGGCUUAUGUAGACCUCAUGUCUGGAGGCCACAGAGAGGCCUACCAGAGCGUGCAGUAGCCGUUCUCAGAGCUUGGUUGUUUGAGCAUUUUCUUCAUCCGUACCCCACGGACACGGAUAAGCUAAUGUUAGCCACUAAAACAGGUCUAUCUCGAAACCAGGUGUCAAAUUGGUUCAUCAAUGCCCGAGUGCGUCUGUGGAAACCCAUGGUCGAAGAGGUACACAUGCUCGAAACGAAAGGUUUUUCAGAAAACAAUCCAAAUCAUGGGAAGAAUAGCAGAAGUGCUGCUGAAUUUACUAGCGGAGCCAAAUGCAAUGCAGAACAACAAUACUCAAACAAGCUUGGCAAAAGUUCCAUGUUGGACAGGCGGCAAUUGGAAUGCUGGGGUGGUAGUGAACAUGAUUAUUGGCAAAGUCAGGAGAAGAGGUCAAGAGUGGAAUGCCAGGUUUCAACCAUCAUGGAUGGCUCGUUAAUGGGUUUCUUGCCAUACCAGAGAAGUGGGGGGAUUGACAUUGGUGAACUUGGAGCUGUUUCUCUUACUUUAGGUUUAAGGCAUGGUACUGAUGGUGCACAACUGCAGGAGCAACUGCAACAACAGGAAGAUGAGCUUCGAAGGCUUGUUUGCUGAUUGAUGCAUGUGUUAUGGUAGAUAUAUAUAUAUAUAUAUAUAUAUAUAUAUGGGACUAAUGGAGGGUUGAUGUAAUAGGCAUUACUGAUUGUCAUCAACAAACAUGUUUAAUGUGGAACGGAAGAAGUAAUAACUAAUAUGUUUCAUGGUCA